Molecule: messenger RNA, 939 nt
Organism: Vigna unguiculata (cowpea)
Lineage: Eukaryota; Viridiplantae; Streptophyta; Magnoliopsida; Fabales; Fabaceae
Source: RefSeq, a predicted model, not a curated record
AUGCCAGAAGGGCCCCAACUUUCCGACCUACCAAAGAGGAAAGCGAGUACAAUCCUACCCCGCAGACCUUCACCACCACUCAACAAACUCCCAUCCUCUCAACCCAUCAUACCCACUUCCAUCCCACCUUCCCAGGGAACACUACGACUCUGGGAACCUUUCACAUUGGAACGCUAUACAAGUGAGACCGAUCCAAACGAACACCUCAAGGUCUAUAUCACCCAUGUCACCUUCUACACUUCUCACGAUGCCGUUUUCUACAAGGCCUUCCCUACCACCCUUAAAGUCCCCGCCCUCGAAUGUUUUACCACCUUUCCGCCAUACUCCAUCAACUACUUUGACAUUCUCUCCCACAUGUUCACCCCUCACUUCGUUGGUAGCCGCUCAUAUCAAACAACAACCAUCUCCCUUCUUGGUGUUAGACAUGAACAAGACGAGGCGCUCCGGGCUUUCAUCGACCGCUUCAUGCAUGGCACUCACUCUCAAACCCGACCCCUUCUCCAACAACGUCUAACUCCACCCACCCGCCUCCAUGCAAGAAUUGAAGCUCCGCGCCGCAGACUAUAUCUGCUUGGAAGAGAUGCAAACUCUCGAUACCAAAUUCUGCAACGAUUAUACACCCUCUGUCGCAACCCCCCUACACAUCCUUCCCGGCCUGAUCCUAGACCUAGAGAACCCCGGCAACCUCGCUUCACCAGAUACACACCCCUAAAUGUUCCUCGAUCCCGUCACCUUAACGAAGCCUUGCAGGCCGACCUCAUACCACCACCACGCAAGACGACCACUCCUCCAAACGUAGACAUGACUAAAUAUUGUCGCUAUCACCGAAACAACGGCCACACCACAGAGGAAUGCAAAGCACUCCAAGGGAAGAUUGAAGAAUUGGUUCGUGCUGACCACUUUUGCUGCUUCAUCCGUAGAGAGGACCACCCUCCAUGA